This is a messenger RNA of Quercus robur (English oak), 1358 nucleotides long. Its product is annotated as L-lactate dehydrogenase B-like. Bases 90 to 1142 code for a protein of 350 amino acids. Lineage: Eukaryota; Viridiplantae; Streptophyta; Magnoliopsida; Fagales; Fagaceae. Gene Ontology annotation, cellular component: cytoplasm. The record is from RefSeq and is a predicted model, not a curated record. The transcript is spliced from 2 exons. Gene Ontology annotation, molecular function: L-lactate dehydrogenase (NAD+) activity. Gene Ontology annotation, biological process: carboxylic acid metabolic process.
CUCUCCGACACAUAUAAAACCACCACUCUCCCCCACCGCUCUCUGCAUCAAAAACAAAAACCCUACACACAAACACAAACACAAACACAAUGCAAAAGAGUGGUUCAUCAUCAUCACUUGGCCCAGGAGGCCUGGACCUAACCCAGGCCUUCUUCAGGCAAAUUCAACGUGCCGCCCCUCCUUCCCCAACUAAGCGACACAUCAAAAUCUCUGUCGUUGGAGCCGGCAACGUGGGCAUGGCCAUAGCUCAAACUAUUCUUACCCAAGACGUAGCCGACGAGCUCGUCCUCAUCGACGCCAUGGCCGACAAGCUACGUGGCGAGAUGCUCGAUCUUCAACAUGCUGCUGCGUUUUUACCUCGCACCAAAAUCCAUGCGUCUGUUGACUACGAGCUCACCUUUGGGUCUGAUCUCUGUAUUGUCACUGCCGGGGCCCGCCAGGUCCCUGGGGAGUCUAGGCUCAAUCUGUUGCAGAGGAAUGUGGCUCUGUUUAGGAGUAUUAUUCCUCCGCUGGCUCGUUACUCGCCGGAGACUAUUUUGCUUGUAGUUUCCAAUCCUGUUGAUGUGCUCACUUACGUGGCGUGGAAGCUAUCCGGAUUCCCUUCGAAUCGGGUUAUUGGGUCGGGUACCAAUCUCGACUCGUCCAGGUUUCGGUUCCUCAUCGCCGAUCAUCUCGACGUCAACGCUCAGGAUGUGCAGGCUUACAUAGUUGGGGAGCAUGGUGAUAGCUCGGUGGCACUAUGGUCAAGCAUUAGUGUCGGAGGUGUGCCGGUAUUGAGCUUCUUAGAAAAGCAACAAAUCGCAUACGAAAAGGUGACCUUGGAGAAUAUCCACAAAGAAGUAAUAGAUAGUGCUUAUGAAGUGAUAAGCCUCAAAGGGUACACAUCCUGGGCUAUUGGGUACUCUGUGGCUAACCUGGCUCGAUCCAUACUGAGAGACCAGAGGAAGGUCCACCCAGUCUCGGUAGUUGCUAAUGGGUUCUACGGAAUUGAAGGUGGAGACGUGUUCUUGAGCUUGCCAGCCCAGCUUGGUAGGGGUGGAGUCCUGGGGGUGACCAAUGUGCAUUUGACUGAUGAGGAGGCUCACCGUCUUAGGGACUCUGCUAAGACCAUCCUUGAGGUGCAAAACCAGUUGGGAAUCUGAGUCACAUCACAGUGGAUCCCUGCUUUUGAAUCCCUUUUCAUUUGCAUGUUUUAUCAUUUAUAAUUUUUUGUUUUUUUAGAGACACAAUGUGCCUAUUGUGUAUGUUAUCUUUUGGGGUAGGUUUCAAGUUUAUGUUUAGUGGAUCUAACUAUUUAAGUGGUGUUUUUAUUUCAAUCAAUUAAUUAGUAUUACGAAAGAGGAAGCCUAUUGAAUUUU